This is a messenger RNA of Stegostoma tigrinum, 3068 nucleotides long. RefSeq names its product DEAD (Asp-Glu-Ala-Asp) box helicase 6 (gene ddx6). NCBI's taxonomy places the organism in Eukaryota, Metazoa, Chordata, Chondrichthyes, Orectolobiformes, Stegostomatidae. Gene Ontology annotation, biological process: P-body assembly; cytoplasmic stress granule assembly. Bases 655 to 2115 code for a protein of 486 amino acids. The record is from RefSeq and is a predicted model, not a curated record. Gene Ontology annotation, molecular function: ATP binding; RNA helicase activity; mRNA binding. Gene Ontology annotation, cellular component: P-body; cytoplasmic stress granule. The transcript has 14 exons.
AAGCAAACCAUGACAAAUCCAGGAGGGAAGAGAGGAAAAUAAGUGACCAAGAGCAACAGUAACAAAAAAAAUUUCCCAAAUUACUCUGGGCUAAAAUCAAGGCACACAUUGCAUGGGGUGGGGGGCAGAUCACGUGGUAGGACAAUUUCGCCCGACACGCCACCAAUAAACUUAAAUUAAAUUCUUAUACUGAUGACAAAUUCUGACAGUUUGUAGUUGAUUUAUUGAGUUUGAUGAGGUAACCCAGAUGUUUUUUGGGGGUGGGAUAGCUUUAAAAGUCAACUGAUUGAUUCGGGCUCGGCCGAUGACGUUGGGCCGAGGGAGAAGACGCCAUAUUGGAAUCGGGCAGACAAAAAAAGCGAAUAAACAUAAGCAGAGUCGGAGAGAAAUCGUCGCCAUCGAGGGUGGAAGUGAAUAUGCGCACAACCUUUUUAUGGAAAAGGAUUUAUGUGAAAAGUAUUGUCUAAUAACUCAGUGCAAGUGACUGCUUGACUUUUUAAGACUCAUACGAGUGCUUGCCUUGAUUGCAACAAAGGACUCGUAUAUAUUGAGCAGACUUUAUUAUCUCUUCAUUUGAAGAGGUUUAAACUAUUACAGUUUCUGUAUGAACCUUGGGCUAUAAACUGAAACUGCAAAUAAACAUAUAUAAAUACAAUGACCACAGCUAGGACGGAAAAUCCCGUUAUUAUGGGUUUGUCUACUCAGAAUGGGCAGUUGAGAGGCCCGCUGAAACCCAGUGCAGGCCCAGGAGGGAUGCCGUCGCCACAAGUCUCUCAGACCAACCAACAGCUCCAGCAGCUAAAAAAUGCCAGCACGCUUAAUGGCACUCAGCAGCAAGCACAUACAACCAGCAGUACUAUUAAACCAGGUGAUGACUGGAAGAAAAGUUUAAAAUUACCUCCAAAAGACAGGAGGAUGAAAACUUCGGAUGUAACGGCCACAAAAGGAAAUGAAUUUGAAGAUUACUGCUUGAAACGCGAGUUGCUAAUGGGCAUUUUUGAAAUGGGCUGGGAGAAGCCAUCACCAAUCCAGGAAGAGAGUAUUCCUAUUGCAUUGUCUGGUAGAGAUAUAUUGGCCCGAGCCAAAAACGGGACAGGUAAAAGUGGAGCCUACCUCAUUCCAUUACUUGAACGGCUGGACCUGAAAAGAGAUUGUAUUCAAGCUAUGGUAAUUGUGCCUACCCGAGAGCUGGCACUGCAAGUCAGUCAAAUCUGUAUCCAAGUCAGCAAGCACAUGGGUGGUGUGAAAGUGAUGGCUACCACAGGAGGAACCAAUCUCCGCGAUGAUAUCUUGAGGCUCGAUGAGACAGUUCAUGUGGUGAUUGCAACGCCUGGAAGAAUCCUGGAUUUGAUUAAAAAAGGCUUGGCUAAAGUAGACAACAUACAGAUGAUUGUAUUAGAUGAGGCAGAUAAAUUGCUGUCACAGGAUUUUGUGCAGAUGAUGGAGGACAUAAUCUCUACGUUACCGAGAACCAGACAGAUCUUGCUUUACUCAGCCACGUUCCCACUCAGUGUACAGAAAUUUAUGAAUUCACAUUUGCAGAAACCAUAUGAAAUUAACCUGAUGGAAGAGCUGACGCUGAAAGGAGUAACCCAGUACUAUGCCUAUGUUACAGAACGGCAGAAAGUGCACUGUCUCAAUACACUCUUCUCUAGGCUUCAGAUUAACCAGUCAAUUAUAUUUUGCAACUCCUCCCAACGAGUGGAGCUGCUGGCUAAGAAAAUCUCCCAGCUGGGUUACUCCUGUUUCUACAUUCAUGCUAAAAUGAGGCAGGAGCAUCGGAAUCGUGUGUUCCAUGAUUUUAGAAAUGGCAUGUGUCGCAAUUUGGUUUGCACUGAUCUGUUCACUCGUGGUAUUGAUAUCCAAGCUGUGAAUGUUGUAAUAAACUUUGAUUUCCCAAAGAUUGCAGAGACCUAUCUACAUCGAAUUGGCAGAUCAGGACGGUUUGGCCAUCUGGGGCUGGCAAUCAACCUCAUCACAUACGAUGAUCGUUUUAAUCUAAAGGCCAUUGAGGAGCAACUCGGAACAGAGAUCAAGCCCAUCCCUGGGAGCAUUGACAAGAGUCUGUACGUUGCAGAGUACCACAGUGAGCCAGAUGGGGAGGAUAAACAGUAAUGCUGCAAACAAGUUGGCACCGAUCACGGAAUACAGAAACUGAGAAUAUUUUUUGGCCUGGUCUGGAACACAUCAUUUCUUGGGAUACCCUUCUCUUUUAUUUGUCUAAGACAACAUCAUUAUUUUCCUUCAUUUGAUGACACAAAGUGUAGUUCCCAGAUUUUUGUGAAGGACCAUUUCUUCCUGAGCUCAAUGGUUUGCACUGUGUGCAGGGAGUGGACAACUAUUGCACUAACUGGCACGGGGGUUCUAGACUAAGCAGCACUGAAGAGCUGAACUGAGCAGCGAACAGCACACUUUGACUCCUCCUCUUCUUCUUUCCCCCUCCAUUUUAUCUUUUUUGUUUUUGCUGAAGCCACUGACCAGGAUAUUCAUCUGAUGGCUUCUCAACUUCUCCCAGUACAUGUACUCAUCAGUCUUAGGCUACCAAGUUUUUAUGGUAUUUGUAUAAAGUGCCUUACGGUGAUGCAGGACCAUAUGAAUACCAUCCCUAGAUUAUAGCCAUCUGUCAUUUAUUUGUCUGGGUUGGGAGGGAGGUUUAUGUUACAUUAACUUCAUUUGUUUCCAUUGGUGAGUGUUAAGUGGAAUGUAUUUGGUGGGGGGUGGGUGGGGUCAAAGAAGAGAAGACAAUUCUGCAAGGUUUUAGAUAUUUUAAUUUACAAAGGGGACUAUUUUUCUUGGAGAAGUUGAGCUGGAACUCCAGAUGAGAUGUCAUCUUGAUGUAUAUAUGUUAAAUAUGUUGGGGCUAAUUUUGUUGACUUUGCGCUCAGAAGGAAAGCUUUGCAUUGUGCAUUUUUAAAUUUUUUUUUUGGCGGUUGGCCAGACAACUCCAAGCAUGACCCUAGCAGAACACUAAAGAACCCCCAUCCUCCAUCCGUCCCAUUCUCUUCUUUCUCCUCUUUCCCUCCUCUCCUCACCCCCCCCCCCCCCCACCAAAGUGGGGGGGGGGGGGG